Lachancea nothofagi CBS 11611 is the source of this 1125-nucleotide messenger RNA. Lineage: Eukaryota; Fungi; Ascomycota; Saccharomycetes; Saccharomycetales; Saccharomycetaceae. The record is from the annotation of a GenBank genome assembly.
AUGUUUCAGCAGGAAAGUAUGGGGUUCCCCACAAGAGUGCACUCUCCUGUGGGAAUGCCCAGAAGGGCGCAUCCUGGAGCAGUCUUACUUUCCCCACAAUCUUCGGCCAUGAAUAAUACUCAUAGUGCUGGACCAGGUGAAAGCGGCAAUCCUCAUCACAUGCCUCUCAGCCCCCAACUUUCCUCUCAGCAUCUCUCUCUCAACGACCUGUUGGACCAGCAACAAACCAUGCUCGUCGAUUCACAACGCUCAGCAGCCGGACCUGCUGUCGUAUCACCAUUGUUGCAACCUAAUUCUUCUAUGUUCCUGGACUCAUUUACAAGGCCAACCAGCAGCAUGGGCCAUGUACCUGCUCCAGCUCCAACAAAUAUGGUUAACUUCACUCACGAUUUGAACCAAUUAUGUUCGUGGAUGUCGAUGCUAUCUUCAGCUCAACAAAAUUCAGUGAUGGAUAAUCUUUUGUCUUCGUUGAACGAGGAAGUUUUGCAGCAUACCAAACUGAAGUUGGAUAGUUUGAUCAGUUCCGGUUAUAUCUCACCAAGUGUGAGGUCUCCGCAAGUCAUAGCCCCAAUGCCUGAUAGGGGUCCAACACCGCAGCCCCUAACCUUAGACUCUUUGUUGAACAAUAACAUGGAUCAUCACGGUAUGAAUCGACAAUGGUCACCAAUCUCUCAAAACCAUUCUAAUAGUCAACCCAUCUACGAUUACAUCAAUGAUCUAACACACAGACCGCGUUCUGCAGACCCGCAGUUGAGAAAAAAGUUUAGCACCCCCGGAAAACAAGCUCAGAAAAAGUCUCCAUCGCAAUCUAAAGCGAUUCCACAAAAUGGCAUGAGCUCCCCUACCGGUUCAACGGGUUCUUCAGCUUCGUCUUCCAUGAAUCCUAAAACUUUAACGGACCCAAAACUUUUGAACAAUAUUCCAGCUUGGCUGAAGUCUUUGAGAUUGCACAAAUACUCAGAUGCUUUGAAUGGCAAGCCAUGGGUUGAGUUGAUUUACCUUGGUGAUGAUUCCUUAGAGGCAAUGGGUGUCUCGGCAUUGGGCGCUAGAAGAAAACUCUUGAAGGCCUUUUCAGUAGUGAGGGACCACAGGGAGCGCGGUUUAAUUGACACCAGUGCGUGUUGA